Molecule: messenger RNA, 414 nt
Organism: Medioppia subpectinata
Lineage: Eukaryota; Metazoa; Arthropoda; Arachnida; Sarcoptiformes; Oppiidae
Source: the annotation of a GenBank genome assembly
AUGAAGAUUGUCGGCAUUGAAGGCAUCAUUGAAUCCGAUGUCAAACAAUUGGCCCAAGAAAUCAAUGCACAGAACAUUAGUUAUAAAUAUAAAGACAAUCUUCAACAACACAAAAAUAGCAUUCAUUUAAAGUUGAGAUUUAUUUGUGAUUUCAAUGAAUGCCACAAACGUUUUACAGCAAAACAGCAUUUAUUUCGUCACAAAAGUUGUGUUCAUUUGAAUGAAAAGAAAUUCAAAUGUAAUGAAGAAAAUUGCGGCAAAUAUUUUGGUCAGAAAUACCAUUUUAAUGAACACAAACGCAUACAUUCGGGAGAAAAACCAUUUGUUUGUCAUUUCAAUAAUUGUAACAAAUGUUUUUCCGAUAAAUCUAAUUUCAACAAACAUAUUCAUAAACAUAAUAAUAUAAAACUAUAA